AUGACAGUUUUAAGUUCAUCCAAUAGCAUAGAAAUAGAUAUGUUUAAAGAUUUAGAUAAAUUUGGAAGAUUUCAGACAUUACAAUAUUUAUUGAUAUGCCUUCCACUUAUUAUGGUAUCGAUGGUUCACGUUAAUUAUAUUUUUGUAGCUGAAGACGUAAACCACAGGUGCCUAGUAGAAUGCGAAGAACCUAAUCCGAGCGUGGAAUUACCAAAAUGGUGGCCAAAAGAUGUGGAUUCGAAAUGCUUCAGACCGAUUGUAGACAAAAGAUUCGAGAGGGAGAAUCAGACUUGCUCCAACACAACAUUUUUAGAAAUUCUGGAGGAGUGUCAUGAGUGGAUUUAUGAGAAUAAUAACUCUAUAGUGGCUGCGCUAAAUCUUGGAUGUCAGUCAUGGAAGGCGACACUAGUAGGCAGUGUGCACAACGCUGGUAUGCUUGUGUCGAUGAUGAUCACGGGAUGGAUUGCUGAUAAAAUCGGAAGAAAACCUACUAUCGUAGCGUGUUCUAUUGGCGGCGCAGUGGGCGUGUUCAAAAUAUUCAUACAAAAUUACUAUGCGUAUUUAGGCCUUGAAUUUCUAGAAUCUGUACUGGCCUCUGGGCUAUAUACAGUUGCAGUGGUUUUAUCGGCAUUUUUGAUAUCGCAAUCAUUCUCUCCUGAUGCUAUAGUGUGGCUGAAGGUGGUAUUGUUUUUGGCGGGUAAAGUUGGCGUUGUAGUGUGCUUCACGGGAGUCUUCACUUAUAGUCUAGAACUGUUUCCUACAAGUGUGCGGGGUUCUCUUGUUGGUUGGUGUAAUACGGUAGCUAGAAUUGGAAGUAUGCUGGCUCCACUUACUCCUUUAUUGUCCAUGGAGCUGGCUUCUUUACCAUCCAUCCUGUUUGCGUCCACGGCGAUUGUGGCAGCUUUCCUUUUAGUCUUCACACCUGAAACAAAAACUCUGCCGUUAUUUGACACUAUCGCGCAAAUAGAAAAUCAUAAAGUGAAACUAACAACACACAAGUAA
This is a messenger RNA of Parnassius apollo (apollo), 1002 nucleotides long. The record is from the annotation of a GenBank genome assembly. Lineage: Eukaryota; Metazoa; Arthropoda; Insecta; Lepidoptera; Papilionidae.